Plectropomus leopardus (leopard coralgrouper) is the source of this 602-nucleotide messenger RNA. RefSeq names its product ribosomal protein L37 (gene rpl37). Gene Ontology annotation, biological process: translation. The record is from RefSeq and is a predicted model, not a curated record. Gene Ontology annotation, molecular function: RNA binding; structural constituent of ribosome. Lineage: Eukaryota; Metazoa; Chordata; Actinopteri; Perciformes; Serranidae. Gene Ontology annotation, cellular component: cytosolic large ribosomal subunit; ribosome.
AGGAAGCAGCGCGGAUGUAAUUUGAUGGUGCGCGAGCUCCUCUUCCGGUCUCUUUUCCCUUAGCCACCGGACGAAAAUGACGAAGGGAACAUCAUCUUUCGGAAAGCGCCGGAACAAGACGCACACCCUGUGCCGUCGUUGUGGGUCCAAAGCCUACCACCUGCAGAAGUCCUCCUGUGGCAAGUGUGGCUACCCCGAGAAGCGCAAGAGAAAGUACAACUGGAGCGCUAAGGCCAAGAGGAGGAACACCACUGGAACUGGCCGUCUGAGACACCUGAAGGUUGUCUACCGCAGAUUCAGGAAUGGUUUCAGGGAAGGCACCACCCCCAAACCCAGACGUGCUGCAGUGGCCGCCUCCAGCUCAUCCUAAAAGACACAUUUUUGGUUAAAUAAAUGUGAUGUUAAACAGGAGUUUCAGUCUUUGAGCCUUAUUGUUUGGCCAGUCCUGGCUAACGGCAGUUCAUAAUUGAUGUGAUCAACAGAGUUUAUAUACACAGGGGGUUAAAACUUUAUUCCCACUUGGUACAUUUGUACAAAUCUCUAGUAAAAGUUGAACUUUUUGUCAAACACAAACCUGAAAUAAAUGUUUUUGGAGACAUCAA